Molecule: messenger RNA, 1924 nt
Organism: Opisthocomus hoazin
Lineage: Eukaryota; Metazoa; Chordata; Aves; Opisthocomiformes; Opisthocomidae
Source: RefSeq, a predicted model, not a curated record
AUGAUAAUUGAAGGUCAAGACAGAUCUUCCUCAGCCCCGCUCAGCCGUCGCACCUUCACGGCAGAGCUUCCCGCCCACGGGCCAGGCGCCUGCAGGGCCACGGACACGCUGCCCGUGGGCAUCCCGCACGUCAUCGCGCGGCGGCACAAGCAGCAAGGGCAGGCGGCCUACAGGGACAGCUGGCUCCUCAGGGACGGCCUCAACAAACCUGAAAGUACUGAGCAGAGACAAAAUGGCCUUAAAAUGGUGGACCAAGCAAUAUGGUCCAAAAAGAUGUCAAAUGGUGCAAGGCGUAUACCAGUGUCACCUGAUCAGGCCAGAUUAUACAACAGACAAAUGCGGCCAGCUAUUUUAGAUCACAGCUCUGGGGCCAAGUGGACAAACACAUCGAAUCAUCCUGAAUUUUUGGUAGGAGAAGAGGCACUGUAUGUUAAUCCACUAGAUUCUUAUAAUAUACAUUGGCCUAUUAGAAGAGGGCAGUUGAAUCUUCACACAGGACCUGGUGGCUCCCUCACUGCAGUGUUAGCAGACCUUGAAGUUAUAUGGUCACAUGCAAUACAAAAAUACCUGGAAAUACCACUGAAAGACUUAAAGUACUACAGAUGCAUUUUACUAAUUCCAGACAUCUAUAAUAAACAACAUGUGAAAGAACUGGUAAAUAUGAUCCUAAUGAAGAUGGGCUUCUCAGGAAUUGUUGUACACCAGGAGUCUGUCUGUGCUACCUUUGGAAGUGGUUUAAGCAGUGCAUGUAUAGUAGAUGUGGGAGAUCAGAAGACAAGUGUUUGCUGUGUAGAAGAUGGCGUUUCCCAUCGCAACACCAGGCUGUGCCUUGCGUAUGGAGGAUCCGAUGUGUCAAGGUGUUUUUAUUGGCUUAUGCAACGAGCAGGCUUCCCAUACAGAGACUGUCAGUUAACUAGUAAGUUGGAUUGCCUGCUGCUUCAGCACCUAAAGGAGACAUUCUGUCAUCUAGACCAGGAUAUUUCUGGAUUGCAAGAUCAUGAGUUCCAAAUUCGACAUCCGGAUUCUCCAGCUUUAUUAUACCAGUUCCGAUUAGGGGAUGAAAAGUUACAGGCUCCAAUGGCUCUGUUUUAUCCAGCAACUUUUGGAAUUGUUGGACAAAAAAUGACAACUUUGCAACACAGGUCACAAGGUGACCCUGAAGAUCCUCAUGAUGAACAUUAUCUGGUAGCCACUCAGAGUAAGCAGGAGCAGUCUGCAAAAGCUACAGCUGAUAGAAAAUCUAUGUCGAAGCCUGGUGCGUUUGAGGGAGACUUGAGAGGCCAAGCCUCAGACAUCUCAGAGAGGAUCUACCCACAAGAAGUGGAACUGGGAUCUUCCCAGAGUGAUUGUAUGAUAUCUGGAAAUGAUUCAGAGGAGCCUUUAAGUGCACACAUGUCCAGGAAAACAGCUAUUACUCAGUUUGAAGGCAAAGCCUUGGGCCUUGACAAAGCUAUUCUUCAUAGUAUUGACUGCUGUGCAUCUGAUGAUACAAAAAAGAAGAUGUACAGCUCCAUCUUAGUAGUGGGAGGGGGCCUUAUGUUUCAUAAAGCUCAAGAGUUUCUUCAACACCGAAUUCUCAACAAAAUGCCACCUUCUUUCAGAAGAGUUGUUGAAAAUGUUGAAGUCAUCACAAGACCUAAGGAUAUGGAUCCCCGCUUAAUUGCAUGGAAAGGAGGUGCAGUUUUAGCCUGUCUUGAUACAACUCAGGAGCUAUGGAUAUAUCAGCGAGAAUGGCAGCGUUUUGGUGUCAGAAUGUUACGAGAGCGAGCUGCAUUUGUAUGGUAAUGGAUAUGUUUACAGUGGAACCUGAUUAACUGAGGAUUCCUUUCCCCAAAUGCCCCUUUUUUCCAGUGCAGAUAUAUUGAUCUUCUGCUGAUAAUUUUGUAUGUUAUUAAAAUUAACUUCAGCUGAGAUUUUUCCAAAA